GAUUGUGGGUGUAGUUGCCUCAAGCGGCAGGUGAGGGUGGUUGGUAUCAAAAGUGGACCGGAGCCAAACCCCCAGUCUCCUCUCCCGCCGCCCUCCCACAGGUCUGCCUGGCUUUGUGGAGGAGCUGCAGUACUGCCCCACUUUAUAAGGGAUGGGAUCAGAGAACAGUGCUUUAAAGAGUUAUACGCUGAAAGAACCACCAUUUACCUUACCUUCUGGACUUGCCGUCUAUCCCGCUGUACUGCAGGAUGGCAAAUUGGCUUCGGUUUUUGUGUAUAAGAGAGAAAAUGAAGACAAGGUUAAUAAAGCUGCCAAGCAUUUGAAGACACUUCGUCACCCUUGCUUGCUAAGAUUUUUAUCAUGUACUGUGGAAGCAGAUGGCAUUCAUCUUGUCACUGAACGAGUACAGCCUCUGGAAGUGGCUUUGGAAACAUUAUCUUCUGCGGAGGUCUGUGCUGGGAUCUAUGACAUACUGCUGGCUCUUAUCUUCCUUCAUGACAGAGGACACCUAACACACAACAAUGUCUGCUUAUCAUCUGUGUUCGUGAGUGAAGAUGGGCACUGGAAGCUGGGAGGAAUGGAAACUGUCUGUAAAGCUUCUCAGGCCACCCCAGAGUUUCUGAGAAGCAUUCAGUCAGUGAGAGACCCAGCAUCUAUCCCUCCCGAAGAGAUGUCUCCAGAAUUCUCAACUCUUCCUGAGUCUUUUGGACAUGCCCGGGACGCCUUUUCAUUUGGAACAUUGGUGGAAAGUUUGCUCACAAUGUUAAAUGAACAGGUUUCAGCGGAUGUUCUCUCCAGCUUCCAACAGACCUUGCACUCAACUUUGCUGAAUCCCAAUCCAAAAUGUCGGCCAGCGCUCUGCACUUUACUAUCUCAUGACUUUUUCAGAAAUGAUUUUCUAGAAGUUGUGAAUUUCUUGAAAAGUUUAACACUGAAGAGUGAAGAGGAAAAAACUGAAUUCUUCAAAUUUCUGCUGGACAGAGUCAGCUGCUUGUCAGAGGAAUUAAUAGCUGCAAGGCUGGUACCUCUUCUGCUUAAUCAGUUGGUGUUUGCAGAGCCAGUAGCUGUAAAGAGUUUUCUUCCUCAUCUCCUUGGCCCCAAAAAAGAUCACGCACAGGGAGAAAUGCCUUGCUUGCUCUCACCAGCCCUGUUCCGGUCGCGGGUGAUCCCUGUGCUUCUGCAACUGUUCCAAGUCCACGAGGAGCAUGUGCGGAUGGUGCUGCUGUCUCACAUCGAGGCCUACGUGGGGCACUUCACUCAGGAGCAGCUCAAGAAAGUCAUCUUGCCACAGGUAUUGCUGGGCCUGCGUGAUACCAGCGAUUCCAUCGUGGCAAUUACUCUUCAUAGCCUAGCCGUGCUGGUCUCUAUACUUGGACCAGAAGUGGUUGUGGGAGGAGAAAGAACCAAGAUCUUCAAACGCACUGCCCCAAGUUUUACUAAAACUAUUGACCUUUCCCUAGAAGGUGAUCAGUUUGCUCAGCCUAUUAAAUUUCCCAUGAAUGGAAUCUCAGAUGUGAAAAAUACUUCAGAGGACAGUGAAAACUUGCCAUCAAGUUCUAAGAAGUCUGAGGAGUGGCCUGACUGGAGUGAGCCCGAGGAGCCUGAAAACCAAACUGUCAACAUACAGAUUUGGACUGGAGAACCAAGUGAUGCUGGCCAGUCCCAGUGUGCUACGUUGGAUGCAGAGUCAUCAUCUUGGGGUGAUUGUGAGCCCAGCAGCUUAGAUACUAUAGUAGCCCCCACAGGUAGAAUCACUGCUGCAAAACCUGUCACCUCCAGGGAGCAGAACCCCAUUCCUGCUUUGCUUCCACUCACUGAAGAGUCUAAACCUUGGAAAUCAAGCCUACCCCCAAGCCCCAGUCUCACACAAAGCAGGGAGGAUGUGGACCAAAUCAAGCUACCAAAAGGGUCAUCACAAGAAAAGCCCCUUAAAUUUCCUUUAGAACUUGGUUUAGGAGAGGAAUUUACCAUUCAAGUAAAAAAGAAGCCAGUACCAGAUCCCGAGUUGGACUGGUUUGCUGAUAUGAUCCCAGACAUUAAGCCUUCAGCUGCUUUCCUUAUUUUACCUGAAUUAAGGACAGAAAUCAAAGAUGAUGUCUCACCAGUGAUGCAGUUUUCCUCAAAAUUUGCUGCAGCAGAGAUUACUGAGGGAGAGGCUGAAGGCUGGGGAGACGAAGGGGAGCUGAACUGGGAAGAUAGUAACUGGUGACAAUAGAUGUAAGUUAAACUUUAGGAAAAGCUUUUAAAAAUCAAAUUAAUACCUCAAAAGCAGGCUCUAUGGACCAGAAAACCCCAAAGCGGCCUGUUUUUCCCAUACCAGGAACUCUUUUUCCAGUCAGUGCCAAAUGAAGUGUGAGACCAACCUGGUGUGCUGGCUAAAAACCCCGGGUGGUGAAGAGGCUCACAGUACUGGUUUCCAGGAGGAAGAGCCUGUGUGCAUUUGCCCGAGUUCAAUUUCUAUGAAGAGCAAGUAGCUGAGGAAAGGUUGAAUUUACAACCUCUUCCAGGAUAAUUCUGGAAGGAAAAUAAAAAUUCAAGCUGGUUAGCUUAAUUUUGUGCCAUUUCUUUUAACAGAAAGAAGAGUAAGCUCUAUUAUGAAAUACAACUUACUGAAAAAAAUUUUAGCUAUAAAUUAUAUAAAUGAUUUAAAAUUGCUAAGGUUUUCUUAGGCAGCUUAUUUAUUUGUUUACAGUUGUACUAAGUGAAUGGUCCUGGGUGGACCUUGACACAUGUAUUACGUUGUACCAAAGUUCUUAAUGAGAAAUAUCCCCCACGAUCCUCUUGUUCUCUAAAUGUCAAUAAAGACUAUUUUCACUAGA
Otolemur garnettii (small-eared galago) is the source of this 2819-nucleotide messenger RNA. RefSeq names its product SCY1 like pseudokinase 3 (gene SCYL3). Bases 152 to 2209 code for a protein of 685 amino acids. Lineage: Eukaryota; Metazoa; Chordata; Mammalia; Primates; Galagidae. The transcript is spliced from 13 exons. Gene Ontology annotation, molecular function: ATP binding; protein kinase activity. The record is from RefSeq and is a predicted model, not a curated record. Gene Ontology annotation, biological process: protein phosphorylation.